UUCACGUUUUCACUAAUCUAUCGGAUUCAUUGACUUCUUUCGUGACUUGGUAAUUGGUUAGUAAAUAAAUCUCUUUUGUCAUUGGCUAUUAACCGGGGCCAGUUCUCUAGUUCGUUUCGACGAAAAUAAGCCUAAACCUGUAUGUAUGUAUAUACGAUCACGUUAAUCGAUCUUUUAAAAGAGCUUUCCCCUUUCGCGUUCGGCGUACGUAUUACAUAUAUAACAUGUGUGUGAGUGGAAAUUAACAUGUUAAGAUUAAAAUUUCUAUUGAAUCGAUAUGUUACGAUCGAUCGCACAUCGAUGUUUUCCAAGUAUCGUGAAAUUAAUCGUCAUUUAAUAUUAGUAUGAUUUGGAAAUGAUCGGGUUAUCUUUGAUUGUUAAAUCUUUUAACUGGUAUCAUUAUUUCAAGCUUUUCCUUCAUUCUUAUUGACUUUCUUCUCGUGUAAUAGUAAGUAAUAUUAGUAGUAGUAGUUAUAGUGGUGGUGCGUGAAUAUAAUCCGUCGUGCGUUAUCAUAAACUUGAAAGUUUGGUUAAAAAAAGUCUUGUAGUAUGCCACAAUUUCAUAGAAUUGAAAUCAAUAGGACGGAAUGGGAGGUACCAGAACGAUAUCAAAUGCUUACUCCCGUAGGUUCGGGAGCUUAUGGUCAAGUUUGUUCUGCAGUAGAUACAACGACUAAUCAGAAAGUUGCUAUAAAAAAAUUAGCUAGGCCUUUUCAAUCAGCUGUGCACGCAAAACGUACAUAUAGAGAAUUACGGAUGUUAAAACAUAUGAAUCAUGAAAAUGUAAUCGGUCUAUUAGAUGUGUUCCAUCCGUCUUCAUCGUUAGAAGAUUUCCAACACGUUUACCUAGUCACACAUUUAAUGGGAGCAGAUCUCAAUAACAUUGUCAGAACACAAAAACUUUCCGACGAUCAUGUACAAUUUCUUGUAUAUCAAAUCCUUCGAGGCUUGAAGUAUAUACAUUCUGCUGGUAUUAUUCAUAGGGAUUUGAAACCAUCAAACAUAGCUGUAAACGAAGAUUGUGAAUUAAAGAUUUUAGAUUUUGGUUUGGCUAGGCCUACAGAGAAUGAAAUGACAGGUUAUGUUGCUACCCGAUGGUACAGGGCUCCCGAAAUUAUGUUAAAUUGGAUGCAUUAUAAUCAAACAGUUGAUAUUUGGUCAGUUGGAUGUAUAAUGGCAGAAUUACUUACUGGAAGAACAUUAUUUCCAGGAACAGAUCAUAUUCAUCAACUGAAUUUAAUAAUGGAAAUUCUGGGUACACCACGCGAUGAGUUUAUGCAAAAAAUAUCAUCGGAAUCGGCCAGGAACUAUAUACAAAGUUUACCACCAUUGAAGAAGAAAAAUUUUAAAGAUGUAUUUCGCGGGGCUAAUCCCUUAGCAAUAGAUUUGCUUGAAUUAAUGUUGGAAUUAGAUGCCGAAAGGAGAAUUACAGCGGAACAAGCAUUAGCCCAUCCAUAUCUUGCACAAUAUGCUGAUCCAACAGAUGAACCAGUAUCAUUACCGUAUGAUCAAAGUUUUGAAGAUAUGGAAUUACCUGUUGAAAAGUGGAAAGAGCUUGUUUAUCAUGAAGUGAUCAAUUUUGUACCUCAAACAUUACCUGCGCUGUCAUCGACAAUUGAAGCAGCUACGUAGAAUAUGACUAAUAUAGGAUAAUACAAUUUUAAGCACACUGUAAGAUAAUACUAAUAUCGAAAAUUUAAAUUAUAUGUAAUUCUUUAUAUAUGUAUGUGUGUAUAUGUAUAUAUAUAUAUAUAUGUAUGUAUGUAUAUAUGUAUGUAUAUGUAUGUAUAUAUAUAUAUAAAAGAAUAUCCGUGUAUAUAAUUCAUAGAUAAUGCAAAGUAUUAAAGAUAAAAUGUAUAUUUUUAUUAAGUUAAGAGUUAAAUGAUGAUAAAAACACUAAUACUUUCUGGAAUAUUGCAUUAUAAAAGUUCAUUCCUAAUACGUGCAAUAAUAAUUUAUCAAAUAUUAUUUCAAAUAAAAAGAAAGGUAUAUAAUACUUGUGUAACUAUUAAUACUUCAAAUUUACGCGCGUACAAAUCGACAAGAUUACGAAUGAUUGCCAACAUAAAGAAAGAAAAAACAAGAUGCUGUAUGAUAACCUUGCCCAACAGUUGGUAAUAUAAUUUAGAUAAAUCUAAACUAACCACGUUCAGUUUCUCUAUUAAGAUCGUCAUUUUAAUUAAUAGAAUGAAUGAAUAAAUAAGUUUGAAAGUUAAAUUUAAUAUAAAAUGGCAUUAAAUAUUAUUAAAAAGGCAACAACAUUUUGUAAUGGCAUUUUAGUCAAGAAUGUAUUGUCAUGUAGACGUUACAGCUUGUAUGAGCCUGAUUAUUUGGAGGUUAUAUAGACAAUUUUGUGAUAUUUGUUUUUUAUAAUAUAUAGUGGAUUAUAUACGUAUAUAUAUAUAUA
Molecule: messenger RNA, 2407 nt
Organism: Vespa velutina
Lineage: Eukaryota; Metazoa; Arthropoda; Insecta; Hymenoptera; Vespidae
Product: mitogen-activated protein kinase p38b-like
Exons: 11
Coding region: 550-1632 (360 amino acids)
Biological process (GO): intracellular signal transduction; protein phosphorylation
Cellular component (GO): nucleus; cytoplasm
Molecular function (GO): ATP binding; MAP kinase activity
Source: RefSeq, a predicted model, not a curated record